Messenger RNA from Doryrhamphus excisus (bluestripe pipefish), 1661 nucleotides. RefSeq names its product growth arrest and DNA-damage-inducible, gamma interacting protein 1 (gene gadd45gip1). NCBI's taxonomy places the organism in Eukaryota, Metazoa, Chordata, Actinopteri, Syngnathiformes, Syngnathidae. Gene Ontology annotation, cellular component: nucleus; mitochondrion. The record is from RefSeq and is a predicted model, not a curated record.
GGCACCUCCGAAGCCACCUAUCAGGGGUCCUUCGUGAAGUCAAAGAAAAAUGGCCGCCUCCAUGCUAUGCAGGAGGACGCUGGUGCUUUAUAACACGACAAAAGCUAGUUUGUUUACCAAGAUUGUGAAUUCCGCAAGUCGGAUUUUAAUACAAACGGCGUCGUAUAACCCUAAACCUCUAAAGCUGAACCUCCGUGACCCAUAUAUUCCAGACAAGAGCAGCGAGAAGACUCCGGAAUGGCAGAAGACGGCGAGAUAUGACAGCAAGCUGUACGGUCGCUACGGCUCAGCAUCGGGUGUCGAUCCUGCCUCGCUGUGGCCCAGCCACGCCGAGCUGGACAAUAUCAUCGCCGAGGAAAAUGAGUGGCAUCCUCCGUUAGAGGUCAUGUUGAAGAAUGUCGCAGCCAAACAGAAGGAGGAGACCGAAAAGCGCCUAGCAAAAGAGAAGCUCAUAGCAGCAAACAUGGCCCAAAUGCCCAAGAUGAUCGCCGACUGGCGCAGAGAGAAGCGUGAAUCUAAGCAGAAGCUAAAAGAGGAGAAGGCACGCCGUGAGAAGUUGCUGGCUGAGGCCAGGGAGCGUUUUGGCUACGCGGUGGACCCCCGCAGCCCCAAGUUCUUGGAAAUGGUUGCUGAAAUUGAAAAAGAGGAGAAGAAGAAGAAGAAACUCCUGAAACGCAGACUUAGGGAAAACCAGGCAGCUGUUCCGGUCACUCCUCCUGUUGCUGCCUUGUAAAAUUGGUCUUUAUAGACUUAAUUGACUAUUAAACGUUGGGCUGUGUAUAUUUAAUGAGAACAUUUUACUGCUCAUUUUGCUUUCUAAUGCCAUCUGGAAUUACAAAGUCUCACAUUUCUUGAAUAAGUUAUUUUCUGCAUUGAUUCUCCUUGUCAUGGUCAGAAAUGUUUUGAAAGUAUAUUGUGCGUUAGAGGCGUGAUGUUGCAAUUCAUACAUCAAAACUGGUUUCUGACUGCAAUUUUGAGUUCUUGUGACACCAUAAUCUUCACAUUACAACAUAUAAACUGACUAAAAAUAUAAUUUAGAGUGGCUUUAAUCAGCUGCUGAUUUAGAUUUUGUAAACAUUGUUCAUACAUGAAAUGUAUUCUACACAAUACACAAUCCAGUUUUUUACAAAAUCAAGUGAAGUCCUAUUGAAAAUGUAACACUUUCCUACAAUGACAAACCACUCGGGGCCUCACCUUGAUCAGACAAGAGUGUGCCAACUGGUUGAAAAAGGCAAACCUGAACAUUAGCUCUGUAUUUACUUGACAGUUAAAAACUGGGCAUCAGCAAAAACUGUGUGAGUUGGUGGUGUUGAGUUCAAGAGCAUCUCCGUUGAUCAAAGAUCUCCUGACAGAUGAGCUUCCUCUCCGUCAACAGAGCCAGCCUUCAAUUUGGCCAGAGCAGCGUGUAUCCUGAACUGUGUACGAGAUUCCAUGGAGUACUCUUUGUAGCUGUGUCUAAAAAAACAAAAACAGCUGAAACGAUGUUUCACAUACAUUGGUUUGACCACUACAAAGAGAUUUGAUGCUACCCAUUCACCCUAAAUGGGACUCCACUUUUGGAGACCAACGCACGUAUCACUCUUCUCAACCCCCUGCCUAAAAGUACUCCGUCUUGAUUUUGACAUUUUAAAUAAAAACACAAAAAACAACAGAAGAAGAAA